Linum tenue is the source of this 1156-nucleotide messenger RNA. NCBI's taxonomy places the organism in Eukaryota, Viridiplantae, Streptophyta, Magnoliopsida, Malpighiales, Linaceae. The record is from the annotation of a GenBank genome assembly.
AGGCACACUCUUUCGUCGAGGCAUUUGUUCUCCCUGGUUGCAGAGAUCCUUCUCACUUCUCAGUUCAGAGACGCGUCCCAAAAUGAGAUCUUGCAAAGGGGGCCGGCGACGAGUUGCUCCCUGCGAUUGUUUUUCUAACGGCGAGUAGAGAGUUGCGGUGUGUCUCUCUGAGGCUGUGUCUCCGCUCCAUCGGCGUUGCUGUUUGCGGCAGAAAUUUCAGAGCGGCAUUGUAAGGCUUUUGUCGGGGUUUAUCGAUUAAUAUGUUGCAUGCUGAUAUAUACAGGAUAUAACUUGAAUUAGUUCCAAUGAUUCAGGAGUUAGUUUCUGGAUGGUUGAUAAUUUACCUUCUGGUCACCACGCCAUCGGAGUCUUCUGGGAUUGAAGAUUUUAGUUGUCAACUCUCUUCACUGCAUAUCGGUGCUUGCCAGUUUGCUCUUGCUGCACUUAAGCAAGUUGAUGAAGCUAGGAGUCUAAGAGAUGGAUCUCAUGUGCGUCGCACACUUGAUGAGUCAGUGGUUACUAUCAAGGGGCGGUUGUGGUCAAAUGUUUUUAAGUUUACUUCAGACCUGAAUCACUUCCAUGAUGCAUAUUGUACAAUAAUCUCAAAUCCGGAUGGAGAGAGCAAGCAGAUCUGCCUCCUGCGUUCCAUUAUAGUACUUUAUGAGCUCAGAGCAAUGAAGGGGAUGGAUGUGUGUGCAGAGUCACAAGGAUGUCGAAGGGUCUCUGUUCGAUGUGAAGAGAAAUGUACAGCUGCGGUUUCAGCUUAUUGUGAUGAAUCGACGCAAUACAGGUGAAAUUUGGUGAAUACUUGAGAGGAGUCCUAGAAGCUGUCCUACUCAAAUGUUUGGUAGACAUGGCAAGUAUUACAGUUCUCUAUUCCAGGAUGUUGAUUCUUCUGUGCUACUUGUGUUGUCCAUUUAAUAUGUCCUUUGAAGCUUUGGAAGUUCUGAUGGUAUCCCAACUGUGAUGCAACCCCGCAAACCGUGAAUUUUGAUGGCAGUAAUACCUUGGGUUGGGUGAUUAGUAAUGAGCUGAAGCUGAUCAUCUAUUGAUUACAUAUGUAUCCUCAUGAAUUCUAUCCACCUGAUGUUUCGAAGUUGUAUGUUGAGAUCAGUUGCCUUCACAAACUCAAAAAUUCUGAUCCAAUUUAGUUGUG